Molecule: messenger RNA, 2707 nt
Organism: Seminavis robusta
Lineage: Eukaryota; Bacillariophyta; Bacillariophyceae; Naviculales; Naviculaceae
Source: the annotation of a GenBank genome assembly
CCAUAUUUGAUUCAAUCUUCUAAGCUCGAGAGAGUUGGAAGCUGGGAUAGAUUCGGUACCCAAGUCAAUCAAUCAGCCGCAACCAGCCAUGAUACCGAUUGGCAUGAUUGCACUGCUGCUGUUGGCAUCGGUGAUUUCCACUGGCUUAGCCGCAGUACCGGUAUUGUUGGCCGAGGAGAACUCGUCCAUAGAGGAGGAGGCUGCUGCCAAUCUUCGAGGUCAAAGCACAAAUCAGCAUGUCACAUCUGCACACUCUCCCUUUCCCCCUGUCACCACUGAAGGGGCGGAUGCUCAGGAGGAUGCCGUUAUUAUGAAUAAAGUUCCGAUUGCCCAACAACAACUGCGAGGACAACGACGACAGUUGGACAAUAAUAGCAUUGGCGACUUUUCGCUUCCCAACAUUCCCACAGCACGCAUUGUUGGUGGGAGUCCAGUAGUAGACGUAGCUGAGGAAGGUUUGGACUUUUUCGCCCAAUGGGUCGCUUGUGGCGGUGUCUUGAUUCAUUCGGAUAUCGUCCUUACUGCCGCCCAUUGCUUGCUCAAUGACACUAAUGUCCUACAAUAUCCCGUCUUGGUGGGUGGACAAACGCGUCACCAGGCCCUGGAAUCCCGCACCAUUACGGGCCAUCGACGGCAUCCCAUGUACGCACCUCAUCUCUUUGAUGCCUACGACUUUCUCCUUCUCCAAUUGGAUGCACCCAUUACCAGCAUUACACCCGCCACACUCAAUACGGAUGCAGAGCUACCCAGCCCAAAUGCGGAACUCACCACCAUGGGAUACGGGCAUACCCAGGAAUUUGGCUCCAGCAUGAGUCCAACGUUGAACAAGGUCAAUGUCCAUGCCAUUCCCAACUGUACCGACUUGCAUGGUUGGUACCAAGAUAAAGUCAUGGACAUUGUCAUGCUCUGUGCCGGGGUAUUGGGGGGAGGCAAGGAUGCCUGCAAAGGGGAUUCGGGGGGACCGCUCGUGGAUGUAACCACCAAAGUUGUCAUGGGGUUAGUGAGCUGGGGUCAAGGCUGCGCCCGACCCAACGUGCCGGGGGUGUACAGCCGCAUCAGUGCUGUCACGGAUUGGAUCCAGCAACAGCUCUGUGACCUGUCAAGAGAACCACCCAGUACCUGUACUCGUUCUGCUCCAAGUCUGUUGUUGCCGCUGCCAACGCCCACGGCCUCGAUUCGCAUCGAUAUCGUCUACGAUGGCUUUCCCGCGGAAACGUCGUGGCAACUGACAGAACAAGACACUGGAACGGUCCUCCAUAAUAUGACACUGGGGAAUGAAGAAUCCGACGCCAACAGCUUGGUGUCGGUGGUUGUUUCAGGGCUACAACUGGGUCGAGUUUAUGUAUUUGAAAUCUUGGAUUCCUUUGAAGAUGGAAUCUGCUGUGAAUAUGGCAAUGGCUCUGUGGAUAUUGACAAGGUGUCCAGCACAGAUGCAUCUACAAGCUUGGGUGUCCUGUGGCAGCUCCCUGGAAACUUUGGCGCCCAACAGACUGUCAACAUUGUUCUGUAGCAGAUGGCUAGCUAGCUGUGCACCGUAGUGUUGGUGUCGCUAGCUGGAGAGCUACAGGAGGCUGAGAAGAAAGCUGUGCUCCAGCAGCUACCAGGCUCUCCUCGAAGAGUGGACCUACCGGUAGCUAGCUAGAGCAACGAGCCAACCUGGGAGCAUGGCACGCCUGAACAGCGCCACUGUAGUGGCUGUUGUUUGUUGUCCUUCCCGUUCCAUGUCAUUGGGCGUGCGGGUUGGUUUGGGACUCGACUCCCGAGUCAGAUCACGGUAAAUAAUGUUGCUUGCUGCAGCUGCCGCCAAUGCUGUCUGCAAGAGGAGCGAUACGAACAUACGAACGUUCAACUGCACCUCAAACGUUCUGCACCUCAAGAGAGACCUCAAGCGUCAUUGAAAAUGUUCCAGGGAGACAGCACCAAGAGCUCUUCAUCGACCAUGACGAACUGGUGUGCAUAAGGUAUCCACCAAGUUUAUGUUGGUGGUCCGCCACCACCUCACCACCUACACCUUGAGCCAGACUCGCUGUAUGUUUGGCUGCAGCAAGCUGUCAACUCCGUCAGCAAGAGGAGCGAAAAUGUUCAACAACUUCAGCUCAAAAGACCGACCUCAAGGGUCUUUGGAUAGGUUCCAGGGAGACUUACUUUAACAAUUUAAACAGAAGCUCUUCAUCGACCGUGUGUUUUGCACGAAGGUUUCUGAACUAACUGCAACCGUAAUCUGCCGAAGUACCUGAAGUGAUGUUUCAUCAAACAAUAAAAGUGCUGACUCCGGAAACACAAGCAAGACCAUGACCACCAGGGUUAAAUCCCCAACAUACCCAGUCAGCUGUAUGGUGCUGUACUGCUGUACUGCACAAGCGCGGUAACAAAUCCUCUCGGUUCCAUUCAAUGCAUCGACUAUUGCAAUAGCUAGCUAGCCGGUUCCUCCGAAGUUGUGCUGGCCAGCUAGCUAGUAGCCAGUAGCUCCAGGCUAUCCAUCGUAAACUUGGUUGCUAUUUCGGUAUCUAUCUUGCCUGGUCAGAGGCAACCCGUUUUAUGAUGGGGCGCAGCCGAUACCUUAUCUUAGUUCAGCAGUCAGAGACUGGCAGCCUCUGCUUAGCUGUGGUAUCUACACCGCACCCAUCGUUGGUCUCGAUAUCAUCUGAACCAAUGCGCCUACCGGUAGCUAGCUAUAGCCAGGCAAUCAGCUAAAGAGAAAAUAAUU